Molecule: messenger RNA, 331 nt
Organism: Halteromyces radiatus
Lineage: Eukaryota; Fungi; Mucoromycota; Mucoromycetes; Mucorales; Cunninghamellaceae
Product: yippee-like d
Exons: 2
Source: RefSeq, a predicted model, not a curated record
CUUGUUAAAUAUGCGACAUCCAAAUACGAUAUCUUAUGUGAAUUACUUGAAUGAUCGUCAUACCAUAUACAGUUGUAUCCACUGUAAUACAAACUUAAUCUAUCAAGAUGAUAUUAUCUCCAAAGGUUUCCAGGGUCAGACAGGUCCAGCUUUUCUAGUAUAUAAAGUGAAUAAUAUCAAAAUAGGAGUCAAAGAAAAAAGAAUGUUAUUAACAGGAAUGCAUACUAUUGCUGAAAUUUCAUGUAUACUCUGUCAUCAUAAAUUGGGUUGGAAAUAUAUUCAUGCCGUCGAAUCAAGUCAAAAAUUCAAAGAGAAUAAAUAUAUUUUAGAA